CAAAAUUUUAUUUGUCGGCGAAAACCCGAAAUAAUACUCGAAUCUGCAACAACAUCAUUCAACCACAGCAGCACAGUCGACAGCUCAAACCGGGACAACAAAACAGAGCAAACCUCGUCAGAUCAACGAUGCGACGCGCGAGUUUCCGACCGGUCUGGUCGCGAACUCGUCUUCCGCUGCUGAUGACGAUGUACACUGCUGCUCCUGCUGCUGCUGCCCGUCGUCCGGGCGCUGGUGUUCCUAUCCCGUCCGCGGUCUCGGCGGUUGCUGCUGUGCGGAGGAGGGGGGUUCAUACGGAUGCCGUGAACGGUGAGGAAGCUGCUGAGGAGUUCGAGAGGGAGAGGGAGCAAUUGCUGGAGGAGAAGAUGCAGUCGAAAGGCGACCAGGCGCAUGCGAAAAAGACAAGACACUUUCACUCGCAUUAUGGGAGGACUUCGUAUAUCACAAAAAUACUUUAUCAGAAAUAUUUUCCGAUUGAGAAGGAGGAGUUUGUUGCUCAUGUUCCUGCCCAUCACGUUCUUUUGGACGAGUACAUCAUCGCAAUGACUUCUCUACAAGAGACCCCCGAAAUCUUCUUCAAACCGCACGCGUUCUACACUCCCGACGAUAUAGGCACACUAGUAGGCCUCAUAGCGCCGACGGAGGACGAGUGGGAGAAAACACACCGCACGCGGCAUCCGCACAAUCUGCAGGGAAACGUGGUGCUGCCGGUUAUGGAGACGGGGAAAAAUCUCGAGGACAAGAUAUGGACGGAGAAGCUGUCGCUGCUGCAGAGUUGGAGUCCGCUGAUUCGGGAAUAUGUUGGUACGCCGCUGGGCGAGAAGGAUUUCCAGGCACGGAAGGUGAAAGUAGAGGGGUUGAUGUACGACAUGCGGAUGGCCGAGUCACCGAAAGCAGCGCUCAAGCUUCUACCUAAAGACUUUGGGCUAUGCGACGUGCGCGCUGCGCUGCUGAUACUCAUCACCUCCGAAUCCACCGAGCAGCAGUUAAACCUUGCGCAAGAGAUUAUCCGGCACUCGUGGCAGGGGGAUUGCACGAAUGGGGAAGUGGUGAAGAAUGCACAGGCUACGUUGGAGUUGUUGAUCGAGCGGAUCGGACAGGUUGCGGUUUCGAGUGAACCUUUGGCGCCUGUGCUGGAUCAGGUACUGUGUGAUUUGGUCACGGAAUUCACCAAGAAGCUAGGUCUGAAUGGAUUCGCAGAGACGGCGGUCGAGCCACUGAUCCUCGCGUUCAGUCGCGUGGGUAACUACGUGAUGGCGCUGACGCUCCUGAUGAGCGCGCGCGUCCACAGUCUAUCGCCGCAUCCCGACAUUGUGUAUAUUUUGCUGUACACGCUACGGCGCGAGCGGAUGCGCUAUUUUCUGAAGAAAAUCACCACGACCUACGCGCAGCAGUUUGCAUUCUCGUUCCUCGGCACCGCCAAGCGGGGUUUCUUCCGGCCGUACUUUCUCUCGCGCGCGGCGUCGACGUACGAUGGGUUCUCGUACUUGACUCGCAGUUCUACAAACACAACCGAGGAAGCGUUCAGUUUGAUCAGGUCGAUGAAGGGGUUGGAAGGUAAGUCUAAGCUCGUGGCUGUGAUUCCGGGAUUGAUCAAGGCGAUCCGGAAAGCUUGCUUAAAGGGCGGAGCGAAUUUGGUUUCUAGAGGGAAAGAUAGACGGGAGGUGGCGCUCGCGAUGAUGAUGGCGGCGGUGGAUAGGAUCGAUGAUGAGCAGGCGAAGGAGCAGGGGAGGGCGGAGAUUGAAAGGUUUGUGAGGCCACCGCCGAACUACAAAGGAAGGUUCCAAGAGGAAAGAAAAAAACCCUCUCAAGAAAGGAGAAAUGAACAUUCUCAAAAAGGGAGAAAGGAAAGACUUCAAGAUGGAUAAAGUCGAGAAAAGGGAAAAGAGGGAAAAGAUUCCAAACUGAAUUAACAGUUCAGUAGUAAAUAUCAAUGAAAAA
Molecule: messenger RNA, 1941 nt
Organism: Myxozyma melibiosi
Lineage: Eukaryota; Fungi; Ascomycota; Lipomycetes; Lipomycetales; Lipomycetaceae
Exons: 4
Coding region: 129-1868 (579 amino acids)
Source: RefSeq, a predicted model, not a curated record